This is a messenger RNA of Colletotrichum spaethianum, 570 nucleotides long. RefSeq lists its product as uncharacterized. Lineage: Eukaryota; Fungi; Ascomycota; Sordariomycetes; Glomerellales; Glomerellaceae. Bases 1 to 570 code for a protein of 189 amino acids. Gene Ontology annotation, biological process: ubiquitin-dependent protein catabolic process. The record is from RefSeq and is a predicted model, not a curated record. Gene Ontology annotation, molecular function: ubiquitin protein ligase activity. The transcript has a single exon.
AUGAAUAUUCUCAAGUCUGUUAUGCGGAAGCAGGAGAUGGCGUCCAACCCCGCUGCCGACGACACCUGCUGUGCGAUAUGCUACGAAAAGGUCGGCGAAGUGAAGGAGGAGGGCGACCGGGAGGUCUGGCGAUACCUGCCCUGCGGCCACCGCUUCGGCGGGGACUGUAUACAACACUGGCUCGGCGUCGCCAGCGUCGAUGAGCCGCACUGCCCGUGGUGUCGGGUGAGCAUGCGGUGCGACUGCGGACACCCCGUGGUGCCGACGAUGAAGCCUACGCGCAACUACAUGUACUGGGGCUGGAUGCCGUGCGAAAUAUGCCAUACUCAACUCCAACGGUCACGCAAGGCGUCGAAAUACUUCCGCGGCCAACUCCUGCCGCGGCUCAACUCCCUCAUUCACUCGCUCGACCACAACAUGGCUUCCAUCCCGGCGGAGGUGCCCAAGGAGCAGGAGGAGGCGCCGACGAAGGAACCGUGGGAGGACCGCGAAGUGUGGAGGAAGAAGUGGACGGAGCACUUCUUGCAAGAAGAUCGGAAAGCUUCUGCGUCGAAAUCGCCCAAGAAAUAG